CUGCGAGGAUAAUGCCACCUCGCCUGGCCACCAAACCUCUCCCAAACUUCAGAAAGAGUAAGCGCCAAACCCGAGGUCCCCGAAAAGAGGGAAGAAGCGGCGGGGCGCGCAGCCCGUGCCCGGCCCCGUCCCGCCAGCCUCACCGGGGCAGCGCGGUCCCGACCUUUGUUUCAAGCAGUUACAUGGCAAAAGUUUAUUUUCGGCGGGGCGCGGGGAAGAAGCGUCCCCGGCGCUGCCGCGCCUGUCCCGCGGCCCCGCGCGUCCUCCACUCGGCGGCAGCCGCCCCCCGGCCGGGGGCAGCGGCAGCGCGGAGGCGCGGGGACAAGAGGGGCGCUGCACAGGGGCCGAGCCCGCAGGGCGCCGUGAGCGCUGCCUCGGCUGGUUCCCCGCUCCCCCCGCCUCGUCCCGCCCGCGCUGCGGGCGCACUGCAGCACAGGCGCUCCCCACGAACCUGCCCCGCCGCCGCUGCCAGCGCCCUCUGUAAGAGUCGGGGCGGCCCGGCCGGCGGGCAGGAGCGGGGCGGGCCCGGCGGGCGGCGCGGGGCGGGCGGAGCGGAGCACCGCCUCCGCGACAGCGGCGGCCGCGUUUAUAUGGGAGCGGCGUGGGGCGCCGCCGAGUUCCCGCAGUUCGCCCGCUGCUGUGCAGCCGCCGUCGCCGCCUCGGCCCGGCACCCGCCGUCCCGCCGGGAAGGAGUCGGGACCGUUUCGGAUCUCAAGCAGACGGCCCUCUCCUAUUUAGUCGUGGCUUUUCCAAACCCUCCGAGGAGAGCGGGAUCUUUCGGUCCUUCCUGUAUAUCCGACCAUUACAGGAUCUAGAAAUGUCGACGACACUUUUAUCUGCCUUCUACGACAUUGACUUCUUGUGCAAGACGGAGAAGUCCCUGACCAACCUCAGCAGCAUGCUGGACAAGAAAGCCGUGGGGACCCCGGUGACCCCUCCCAGCUCCAGCUUCGCGCCGGGCUUCCUGCGGCGGCACUCGACCAGCAACCUGACGGCGCUGGCCGGCGGCUCCAAGUUCCCCAGCCCUACCGGCUCCAGCUCUUCUUCCACAUCCUCCUCGUCGUCGUCGUCGUCGUCCUCCUCCUCGUUCGGCAAUCUGAAGGAGACGGGCUCCGGCGGAGGCGGCGGCAGCAGCAGCCCCACGGCCCUGCUCAACAAGGAGAACAAGUUCCGGGACCGCUCCUUCAGCGAGAACGGCGAGCGUAGCCAGCACCUCAUGCAGCAGCUCCAGCAGCAGCAGCAGGCGGCCGGCAAGGGGAGCGGCUCCGGCGGCGGCGGCGGGGCCCCCAUCAACUCGACGCGCUACAAGACGGAGCUGUGCCGCCCCUUCGAGGAGAGCGGCGCCUGCAAGUACGGCGAGAAGUGCCAGUUCGCUCACGGCUUCCACGAGCUGCGCAGCCUCACCCGCCACCCCAAGUACAAGACCGAGCUCUGCCGCACCUUCCACACCAUCGGCUUCUGCCCCUACGGCCCGCGCUGCCACUUCAUCCACAACGCCGACGAGCGCCGCCCGGCGCCCGGCGGGGGCACGGCCGCCCCCCCGCCCGCCGCCGCGGCCGGGCCGCACCACCACCCGCACCACGCGGCCCCGCACCCCGCCGGCAGCACCGGCGACCUGCGCGCCUUCGCCCCCCGCGAGCACCCGCUGGGCGGCGGCGGCUUCGGGCACCCGCGCGGCGGCGGCGGCGAGCGGCCCAAGCUGCACCACAGCCUGAGCUUCUCCGGCUUCUCCGCCCACCACCACCACCAUCACCCCCCGCACCCGCACGGCACCGCCCCGCCGCCGCCGCCGCCCGGGGGCCGCCUGGACGCCGCCCUGCUGGAGAGCCCCGGCGGUUCGCGCACGCCGCCGCCGCCCGCCUCCGCCUCCUACUGCGAGGAGCUGCUCUCGCCGCCCUGCGCCAACAACGCUUUCGCCUUCUCGGGGCAGGAGCUGGGCAGCCUCAUCGCCCCCCUCGCCCUCCACACCCAGAACUUCGCCGCUGCCGCAGCCGCGGCCGCGGCCGCCGCCGCCUAUUACCGCUGCCAGCAGCAGCCGCCGCCGCCCGGCGGGGCCUGCCCGCCGCCCCCCGCCUCGCCGCCCUUCAGCUUCCAGCCCCUCCGCCGCCUCUCCGAGUCGCCCGUCUUCGACGCGCCGCCCAGCCCGCCGGACUCGCUCUCCGAUCGGGAGAGUUACCUGAGCGGCUCCCUCAGCUCCGGCUCCCUCAGCGGCUCCGAGUCGCCCAGCCUGGACUCGGGCCGCCGCCUGCCCAUCUUCAGCCGCCUCUCCAUCUCCGACGACUGAGGGAGGACGGGGCAGCGGCCGGGGGGGCCCCGCGGCGGCCCGGCAAGUAAGUUACCGAACGAAGAAAGCGAAACCUCUCCUUCCUCUCUAUUUUUGGUUGGUUUUAUUUUGUAUAUCUAUCUAUACACCGAGAGCUGAACAAAACGAGAAACAAAGCAUUUUGCAAAAGGGCAAAUGACACGAACUGAACAAACCUAUUUUUAUAGAGAGACCUUGGAAGAAGGGGAUUUUUGUUUCGGGGUUUUUUUUUUUUGUUGUCGUUCUUUGGAGACAAGUUAUGAUACGCACCAGCAGCAGCCAUUCCAUCUGUGUUCCUAAAAAAAAAAAAAAAAAAACAAAACAGCAUUAGAAAAGACAGCACCAGAAAGCAACAAACAAUCCGGGGAGCGCCGGUUCGCCAGCCCAGCUCCUCCAAUCCUGCAGACACACAGAAAAAAAGUUACAAACUAGUUUGUCUUUCAAUCCAGUUCAAAUAAAAACACAGAACAUACUAAACCUAUAAGCUUUUUUUUUAGGAAAAAAAAAAAAAGAAAAAUCCAACAUCCUGCCAAGAAUAUGCCUUGAUAACAACCUUCUUUUUUAUAUAUAUCUAUAUAUUAUUAUUAUAACAAAUGCUAAAACCUUCAUUCCAAAGUUUAAUAUUGGUUCCAUUGCCACCACUUAGUGGAUGUUUGGCUUUUAGAACAAUUUUUUGUUGUUGCUUUAUUUGGAAGCACUCAACUGAGUUUAGUUUGUAAUUGUUGGAGAAUAACUGCUGAUUUUUUUUAAAUUUUUUUUUAGCUGUUUGAGUUGAUUGCAUGUAUGAGUCACUGCACACAACUCAAUAUGAAACUAUUUAACUUAUUUAUUAUCUUGUGAAAAGUAUACAUUGGUAAUUUGUUCAUACUGUAUUUAUCGGGUAUGAUGAAAAGCAAUAGAUAUAUAUUCUUUUAUUAUGUUUAAAUUAUGAUUUUCAUUAUUAAUCGGCAAAAUGUGGAGUGUGUUCUUUUCACAGUAAUAUAUGCCUUUUUGUAACUUUCACUUGGUUAUUUUAUUGUAAAUGAGUAAAAUUCUUAAUUUAA
Molecule: messenger RNA, 3345 nt
Organism: Passer domesticus (house sparrow)
Lineage: Eukaryota; Metazoa; Chordata; Aves; Passeriformes; Passeridae
Gene: ZFP36L2
Product: ZFP36 ring finger protein like 2
Exons: 2
Coding region: 818-2284 (488 amino acids)
Molecular function (GO): mRNA binding; metal ion binding
Source: RefSeq, a predicted model, not a curated record